Messenger RNA from Durio zibethinus, 2454 nucleotides. Lineage: Eukaryota; Viridiplantae; Streptophyta; Magnoliopsida; Malvales; Malvaceae. The record is from RefSeq and is a predicted model, not a curated record.
AAAACAGUCUAACACAAAUGCCGAACAUCCACCUGUCCAUUGUCUUGAACAAAAAGAAAAAAAAAAAAGAAGUUCCAGUACCACUAUCUUCUCCAAGCCAAAACGGAAAAGAAAAAGAAAUACAAUUCAACCAAUAAUCUCCAAAAUUUUGCUGUUAACCCCAUUUUCAGUCUGUCCUUUGACGGCAGCUAUAAAAGCAUCGUCCACCCAAACAUACAAAGAUAAAAGAAAACCCUGUCGGUACUUGCUUCCAGAUCUGCACUCCCCCAAGUACUCCCUCACUAGCCAGUUUCCAGAACCAAAAACACCUAACCCCAGAUCUAUCAUUAUUCUUUUCCUUCUUGCCUUUUUUAUUUCUUUCAUUUUUCUUUUUCUUACUAGUAUUUUGUUUCAGCUUUUUUCUUCUUUGUUGGUUUUUGCCUUUGGAUUCUGAAAAGAUAUGGACUCUGAGCAGCGUCGGAAGCGGAAGAGAAUCUACAGGCCGUACUCACGUGCUCAGUUUUUGUCAGUAAGAUCGUUAAUCUUGUGCUUGUCUUUCUUGGUUUUCCUUUUGUUCUUGUCUUCGGAUAGGUUUCCAAUCCGGACCGCGUCCUUUCACCCAGUUCUCAGCGUCCCAAGUUUUUCAAUCUUGUCAAAAAGUUCCCUUCAGGAUUCUUUUCCUGGUAAAUUACGGUUACCUUUGAGAGUAGAAGAUCGAGUUUUGUUCCCUGAUCACUUGCUCUUGCUUGUAGCCGGCAAGAUUGAUCAAGCUGACAAGUUGGACUGUGUUUACUACAAAAUUUUGGAUGAUUCUGGUGAAAUAGUCAAGGAGCGUAAAGAUAAGGAUAUUGUCCAUCAGGUGGUUUUGGCUAUUGAUGAAUAUGAAGGAUUUAGAUCGAUUGUUAGGUGCCCUAUCCCACCUCGGAAUUAUUCGGCUGCUGUGGCUUUGAGGCGGCGAGGAGAUGGGGUUGAUUAUGCUUGGUCUUUGAGGAGUAAUCAGACGGUUCAUUCAUGGAAUAGAAUAGUUUAUGAGGCAGCAUUUGAUGGGAAAACUGCGGUUGUUUUUGUUAAAGGGUUGAACCUUCGACCCCAUAGAGCAUCCGAUCCUACCCGGUUCAGGUGCCAGUUUGGCUUGGGGAAUGGGAAUAAAGAUGAAGGAUUUGUGCUAAUGACUGAAGCCAUAGCGGCUGCACAAGAGGUUGUUAGGUGUUCAUUGCCGAGUAGUAUAAGAAAUAAUCCAGAUAAGGCUGAGGAAAUUCGAGUUACUGUUGUCCAUGCUGGUGAGAGUAAUGUGGAACAUGAGCCAGUGCCAUCUGCGGUUAGAAUUCACAAUUCCAGAUCCUACGUGAACAGAAUGAAUCAGAGAAGGCAUAAGGAGAAUGUGCCUAUGCCUUCUGUGGCUAAAUUAUACGAUUCAAAGUCCUACCAGAAGAGAAGGAAGGGGGGGAAAUAUGAGCUCUGCGCCUGCACUAUGCUCUGGAACCAGGCACCGGCACUGCGGGAGUGGAUUAUGUACCAUGCCUGGCUAGGGGUUGAACGAUGGUUCGUUUAUGACAACAAUAGUGAUGAUGGAAUUCAACAAGUCAUUGAAGAGCUUGAUUUUCAAGACUACAAUGUGAGCAGGCAUACCUGGCCAUGGAUUAAAACCCAAGAGGCAGGGUUUUCACACUGUGCUUUGAGAGCAAGAGAGGAGUGCAAAUGGGUAGGAUUCUUUGAUGUUGAUGAGUUCUACUACUUCCCUCGUCAUCACCGGAGAGGUUUACCGGGUCAAAAUUUACUGAGAUCCCUGGUAGCAAAUUACUCGUCAUCAAGGACAAUUGCAGAAAUAAGAACAGCUUGCCACAGCUUUGGUCCAUCUGGAUUGAGCUCACCUCCAUCGCAAGGAGUAACUGUAGGUUACACUUGCCGGCUUCAAAGCCCUGAGCGGCACAAGUCUAUUGUGCGCCCUGAUUUACUCAAUGAAACUCUUCUCAAUGUGGUGCACCAUUUCCAGCUGAGAAAGGGAUUAAGGUACCUGAAUGUGCGUGAAGGUUCUAUCGUAAUAAACCACUACAAGUACCAGGUAUGGGAGACCUUUAGAGCAAAGUUCUUCAGAAGGGUUGCAACUUAUGUUGUUGACUGGCAACAAAACCAAAACCAAGGGUCAAAGGACAGAGCGCCUGGGCUAGGAACUGAGGCCAUCGAACCACCCAAUUGGCGGCUACAGUUCUGUGAAAUCUGGGACACCGGUCUGAGGGACUUUGUCCUGACAAAUUUAGCUGAUCCUGCCACUGGAGCCGUUCCCUGGGAGAAGGCUCUUUUGUAACAAUACCAAAUAUGGUUGCUUCCAGCCUUGUGCCCGUGUAAAACGGAGUCAUGUCAGCAGCAAAAAUUCAUUCUUUCCAUUUAUAUAUGAGAUCAAUUGAUUAUAGGGUUCUUACACAGCUGUAAAUAUUGUGAUGAUGAAAUAACAUUUUUCCCUCACUUUAAUUUCCA